UGAGUAUAGCUGAGGCUAAUGAUUUAUUAAUUUUCUGUAAAUUUUAUAUCAAGCACUGGGUAUCAAGGCAGCUAGAAUCCACAUUGUGGUCUAUAGAAAUCAUAACAGUGUCUUGUGCUUUUGGUGCUUUGUUUGAUUCCUCCAUGCUCCCUCUGUCACACAGGCUGAACUUGUAAGAACCAUGUCGCUCCAACCUCCUCGUAUUUCGGUAUUCACCUUUCAGUCUGCAGUGCAUAGCGCCCAUGUUCUCCAGUGUCUGGAUGAGCAGAGGCAGCAGGAUGUUCUGUGUGAUGUGACUGUGGUUGUGGAAAACAGGAGUUUUCGGGCCCACUGCUCUGUCUUGGCUUCCUGCAGUGAAUACUUUCACAGCAGGGUUACCCAUGUCACCAGACAUAAUCCCAUCAUCACCUUGCCUGACGAGGUGACUGUCGAAGGGUUUGAGCCUUUGCUUCAAUUUGCAUACACAUCAAAGCUGCCCUUCACCAAAGAAAACAUUCAUGCCAUUCACAGCAGUGCUGAGUUUUUAGGAUUUCAUAACUUGGAGUCAGCUUGCUUUGAUUUCCUCAUCCCUAAGUUUUCUGAAGGCAAAAGAACCUCUCAGGAGGUCAGGCGCAGAGCCUGUUGUCGAAGUCGGGAUCCAAGUGCCAGCUUUGGCUCCAGUGUAAAGAGCAGCCAACCAAACUCAAUAGAGUCUCACAGCUCAGUGCCUUCAGGAGGUGAUGAACAAGAAAACUUUCCAUCACAGUGUCCUCAGACCGCAGAGGGUCAGACGAACAGCAGGGAAGAACACUUCUGUUUGGAGAACUGUGGGCCGCAAAUGCCCCCGCUAUCUCUAGAGUUAACAACAAAUGUUGUGUGCCCCAUGUUGUCUUUGCCGUGCCCAGAAUCUGAAAAAGCAGAUCACCCCCCUCAGUAUUGCGAAAGAGACAUUUUAGAGAUAGGAGAUGUGUGUAAUGAAAGUGAAUUAAGUUUGGCCAACUGUGGCUUACCCUGUGAGCUGUCGGCCCCAGGGGAUGUGAAUCCACCAGAGCUCAGUGAGCCAGCAAGUAGCGAUGUUAAACAGGCUGUUGAGACGCUGGUUGCUGAAACCAACUGUGCUCCUGGUUCCUGCCCCCUCAACACAUCAGGGGUGGAAGAUUGCAGUGAGUUAUUAAAGCAGACUGAUGUUGGCCUUGAACAGAGCAUGGCAGGUGAUCUCUCAGAUGCUACGCUAACUGCUCUAAGCCAGGAGGAGGGGACUGGGGAGAGGAGCAGCGUGGAAAGGGAGGUAGCUGAACAUCUGGCAAAAGGAUUUUGGUCUGAUCUAUGCCCAUCUCAGGCUCAACCACUUCCCCUGGAUCCCAUUGACCAAAACAAUCUAGCAAAAGCUUCAGACUUUCAUUGGCUUAAGCAGCUGGACCUGAGCUCCAGUGUAGGAGACUGUCCCUUUCUAAGGGACCUCGCUACAGAUGAGGACCCAGGUCAACGCACUGACAACCUGUCCCAGUCAGAGAAGAGCCCCUACAUGUCCUCCUCGCUCAACUCUGGGGAUGAGUCAGACCUAGACACAGAUGGAGAUACUGAGGCAAACAACAAAAGAGCAGCAGAGAUUCAGCUCCCAUUCCCCGUGGAGCAGAUCUCAGCCCUGAGCCGGAGUGCCUUCCAGCAGCUUCUGAGACACCACAACCUGACCCCAGAUCAGCUGGACUUUGUUCACGAUGUCCGCAGAAGAAGCAAAAACCGUGUGGCAGCACAGCGCUGCCGAAAGAGGAAAAUAGACAGCAUAUGCCAGCUAGAAUGUGAAAUCAAAAAAUUAAAAAGCGAGAAAGAGCGCCUGCUGCAGGAGCGCACUGAGCUGGAACAAAACCUGGAGGAGACGCGGCAGAGUCUGUGUGGGUUGUGUAAGAGUGUCAGCAUCGAGUCUGGCUCUGAUCAUGAGCACUUGCAGAUUCUUGCUAAGCUCUCCUCACCAGACUUACCCAUCUCCUUGCCAGACUUACCUAUCUCCUCCCCUUGCCUUGUGGGUAAAGACGACGGUGCCCAGAUCACUAUUGAAAUGGUAAGUUGUUCUUCAGAGUGUGACCUAAGCAAGCCGCCUGCCGGCUCCGGUCAAAGUGCUGCAUCAGAGGCUGGCACACAGACAGAGGAGGCUGGUCUUCCACAGAGUUCCCCUGAUCCUGCACCCCUGCUAAAUGCCUGUCUGGACAUGAAUAACAUCUUAUAAUUGGACUCAAAUUCCAGUUAUAUUUCUUAUCAUGCAAGACCUUGGAGCAGAGGGUGGACAUUUAGUAUAUACUGUAAUCCCUUUUGGGAUGGAUACACUUUUAAUUUACAGUAAUGUCAAAAAGAUAGGACAUCUCAUGAAAACCUUUGUCUUUUCAUCAUAUCUAUUUUAAUAAAUUAAUAUUGAGAUAUCUUGGUGACACAACGAAACAGAAAAAUCUAUCAUUAUGAGGAAAAAGUUUGGACAAAUCCACAUUUAUCCAUGCGUUCAAUACCCUAUUUUAGAUUCAUGUUCAACACACCAAAUAAUUGGAACAUCAUUUCAGAACACCACAGUCUUGGGAGAGCCUUUCUGUUAAUCUUCAGACAGCUGCCCUUGAUUGUUAAAGUGAGUGGUAUCGCCACACUGAGAUUAAAGGGCUCAUCAGUAGAAUCUGGGGAAGGGGUUUUGAGAAUUCAUCUUAAAAUAGUGAUUAGACAUUCAAGCCUUUCUAGUAAAUCAGCCUUGGAGCAGAGUGUGAGAUGCUUAAAGAAGUCUCCACUAAUCCUGAAAUAUCAUCACCAGACAUAGAGGUAGCAUAAAGUUCAUGCAUGAUGUUUCAUGGGGAAAGCCGUUUCUGGCUGAACAAUGUGCUUUGGACAGAUAUUACCAAAAUUAAAGUAUUAUGCCACAAUAAUCAAAAACAUGAUUUGUCAAUCUAAAGACAUCAAGUUGAGCACAAGAACCUCAUGCCAUCUGUGAAGCAUGGAGCCGCAAAUGUUUUUCAGCGCUCUGGCCUUCUUGUUCGUCGUGGAAUCUACUUUAAAUUCUACAAUGUAUCAAAGAGUGCGGUUGUUGCCUAUGAAACAUUACAAUGACCCAAAACAUUCAUUUAAAACUACCAAGCAAUUUGCCUGAUAUCAAACAUCAUGGUCAACUUGCUCCACUCUGUUUCCAUCUUUAAACAAUCAAACUAUUCAGUGGAUCAGUGGAUCAGUGGAGGAGGUGGAGGAGGUGGGCUCAAAGGUCUGACCAAAACAAACGAGAAGCAACUCAAAAUCAAUAGUCAAACUGGUCCAAAAUGGACUUUUACUGAGCAGUGCUUUUCUUGGAUUUAGACCACUAAAAGUGCUUGCCACAUUCACCCAUUCACACCACAUUCACACACGUUUUAAAAGGAUGCUACUGUACGUGAAGAUCUUAAUCCUUUGUGAGAGGAUGAGAGUGUUUAAAACAGGAUGUUCUACAAGAAAGCUCUCGAACUUCUCAGCUGAAAUAAUUCUGCAUAGAAGAGUGGGACAAACAUUCAUCCUCAUGUGAUACCAGGAAAAGGUCAACAGUUGCUGAAAACAUUUAAUCAGUAUUGUUAAGCCAAUGACGGCAACACCAGCCAUGACAGCAAUGGCUGCAAAAACAUAUUCCUCAUUAGAUGAAAUAAAUGAUAACAGAUGUCUGCUGUUAUUGUUUUAAUCACAUACAAUGCAUCUAUAAACAUCUCUAACAGAAGAGGAGAUUUCAUGGGAUGUCCUUUUUUAUUUUAUUUCUUUUUCUUUUUUUUUUAACACAAAUACAGAUUUCUUAAAAGUUACUGUUUGUUUCUGUAUUUCUAAUAUGCAUUUCACGGUUAACAAAGAAUCUAAUAUUAAUGUAGAAAGUGCAGAACAAAUUGAAGUAUUUUCUAACUGUUUCCAUUUUUAAAAACAAGAAGCAUGUUUCUUAAAACACAAGUUUGUUUUUCUCAGGGAAACUCAUAACCUGACUGUAUCAAUGGCUCAAAUCAUUCUUACUGCACACACACCCCAACUAAUGCUCCCUUUGCACAUUUACUCUCACAGUUGGGAAAAAAAACAUUUUUUCUUUCAUUUUUGGAUAUUUUAAAACAUUUUAAUCUUGUCACAUACUGUCACUUUGUUGUUUUCUUUCAGGCACCGCACUUACAGUGCUUUUUACCCAGCAUUGCGAGAAAUAGUUACCGCUAACAAUAAGUCUCUCAGCAUUAUUAUUAUGCCAGUACAUAGUUUAGAUAAUUAAUAACUGUUAACAACUGAUAUCUUGAAAAUGGCUGUAGAGUCUCUGAAAGUAUUACACGGGGAACAUCAUUUGAUGCAAGACGUGCCUUAUGCAGUUGUAUAGUCUGAUACAGGCCAUCUUUGUAUGUUGUUGUCUCGAGCACUGUUGCACAUUAACCCAGAGCCUUUAUGGAGGGCAUUCUCUUAAGAUUUGGUCCAUCUUUAUGUUAAGAAAUUUUUGUUAAAUGCUGCCAUAUGUAACAGAUUUAAAUAAACAAUGUUUUGUUA
Labrus mixtus (cuckoo wrasse) is the source of this 4479-nucleotide messenger RNA. Its product is annotated as transcription regulator protein BACH1-like. Gene Ontology annotation, molecular function: RNA polymerase II cis-regulatory region sequence-specific DNA binding; DNA-binding transcription factor activity, RNA polymerase II-specific; protein binding. Gene Ontology annotation, biological process: regulation of transcription by RNA polymerase II. NCBI's taxonomy places the organism in Eukaryota, Metazoa, Chordata, Actinopteri, Labriformes, Labridae. The coding region runs from base 182 to 2203 and encodes 673 amino acids. The record is from RefSeq and is a predicted model, not a curated record. The transcript is spliced from 4 exons.